CCCGCCCCGCGACCCGAACCGACGCGCGCCACCCUCCGGAAACCCGACCCGCGCCCGCGUGCACCCGUGCGUGAGCCGCGCCCGCGUGUGAAGCCGCGCCCGCGUGUGAAGCCGCGCCGCGCGCUUUUGUGUAGCCGAGCCGCGUCUCCCUGUUGCAAGCCGAGCCGCGUCUCCCCCUGUUGCAAGCCGAGCCGCACGCGAAAUCCCUGUACCGAGCCGAGCCGCGUCUGCCCAAGCCGAGCCGGUCCUGUCUUCUUCCAGCCGAGCCGCCAGGACUAAAUUGGCUCCAUCCACCUAUAUUUUGGGACGUCUUGGACCAAGAAAUUACUGCAGCGCGGGAUUUCCUUCAGUAGGGGCUCGAGCACUGCAACCUCCUUCUAGGUUAGGACUUCGUCGCUUGGAAAGCGUACUGCCUCGCGGUUAGGACUCGACAAGUAGAUCUCCAGGGAGAAUGCCGCCACGUAGAGGUACACGCCGAGGAGGUGGUAGGGGAGGCAGAGGAGCCGGUCGUGGCCAGCCGGAGGCGCCACCUGUUGCACCGGCAGUCGACCCAAACGCACCGGUCACCCAGGCGGAUCUCGCCGCAAUGGAGCAGCGUUAUCAGGACAUGCUGCAAGCCGCUUUGGCGCCUUUCCUUGCCGCCCAGCAGAACCAGGCCGCCCCUGUUCAGGCCGAGGCCGCCCCUGCUCAGGCCCAGGCCGCCCCUGUUCAGGCUCAGGCCGUCGCUCCUCCAGCCCCUGAGGAAGCUCAACCAGUACCAGUUCAACUGUCGGCCGAGGCGAAACACUUACGGGAUUUCAGGAAGUAUAAUCCCAAGACCUUUGACGGAUCCAUGGACAACCCCACAAAGGCCCAAAUGUGGUUGACGUCCAUAGAGACCAUUUUCCGGUACAUGAAGUGCCCAGAAGACCAGAAGGUGCAGUGUGCAGUCUUCUUCUUGGAGGACAGGGGCACCGCCUGGUGGGAGACCGCGGAGAGAAUGCUAGGGGGCGAUGUAAGCAAAAUAACAUGGGAGCAGUUCAAGGAGAACUUCUAUGCUAAGUUUUUCUCCGCCAAUGUGAAGCACGCCAAGCUGCAAGAGUUCCUAAACUUGGAGCAAGGCGACAUGACGGUGGAGCAGUACGACGCCGAGUUCGAUAUGUUGUCCCGCUUUGCUCCCGAUAUGGUAAGGGACGAGGCUGCCAGGACGGAGAAAUUCGUUAGAGGACUCAGGCUAGACCUUCAGGGCAUUGUCAGAGCCCUCCGCCCAGCCACGCAUGCUGAUGCACUACGUAUAGCACUGGAUUUGAGCCUGCCUGAGAGAGCCGAUGCGUCUAAGGCUGCCGGCAGAGGGUCAGCCUUGGGACAGAAGAGAAAGGUUGAGACGCAGCCUGACGUAGCACCGCAGCGAACACUGAGGUCAGGAGGUGUCUUCCAGAGACACCGACGGGAGCUUGCAGCAGCCGGGAGGACUCUGAGAGAGCUACCUGCUUGUACUACCUGCGGGAGAGUCCACGGAGGUCGUUGCUUGGCUGGGAGUGGAGUCUGCUUCAGGUGCAGACAGCCGGGGCACACUGCUGAUAUGUGUCCUCGGAAACCCUUUGAGGCGACACCGCCCCAGCCUUCUGCGGCCCAGCAGGGGAGAGUUUUCGCCACUACCCGGCAGGAGGCCGAGCGAGCUGGCACUGUGGUGACAGGUACGCUCCCAAUUUUGGGGCACUAUGCUUUUGUGCUAUUUGACUCUGGGUCAUCCCACUCGUUUAUAUCCUCCGUUUUCGUUCAGCAUGUGGGUUUAGAGGUAGAGCCUUUGGGUAGUGUUUUGUCGGUCUCUACUCCAUCUGGGGAGGUCCUGUUAUCCAAAGAACAAAUAAAGGCAUGUCGGGUAGAGAUAGCGAAUCGUAUGUUAGACGUGACCUUGCUAGUGUUAGACAUGCAGGAUUUUGAUGUGAUACUAGGCAUGGAUUGGCUAUCAGCCAACCAUGCAAAUAUAGACUGUUAUGGCAAGGAAGUUGUCUUCAACCCUCCCUCCGAGGCUAGUUUCAAAUUCAGGGGGGCAGGCAUGGUAUGUAUACCCAAGGUCAUCUCAGCCAUGAAGGCUAGUAAACUACUCAGCCAGGGUACUUGGGGUAUUUUGGCAAGCGUAGUGGAUGUGAGAGAGCCGGAAGUUUCCCUAUCUUCCGAACCAGUGGUAAGAGAGUACCCCGAUGUUUUUCCAGACGAACUUCCAGGACUUCCGCCUCCCAGAGAAGUAGACUUCGCUAUCGAGUUAGAGCCGGGCACUGCCCCAAUCUCGAGGGCCCCUUACAGAAUGGCUCCAGCCGAACUAAAGGAGUUGAAGGUCCAGUUACAGGAGUUGCUGGAUAAAGGCUUCAUCCGGCCCAGUGUGUCGCCUUGGGGAGCCCCAGUAUUGUUCGUGAAGAAGAAGGAUGGGUCAAUGCGCCUUUGUAUUGACUACCGAGAGCUGAACAAGGUGACAGUCAAAAACCGCUACCCCUUGCCCAGGAUUGAUGACCUGUUCGAUCAGUUGCAGGGAGCCACCGUCUUCUCCAAGAUCGACCUGCGAUCAGGCUAUCACCAGUUGAGGAUUAGGGACGGUGACAUCCCCAAGACGGCCUUUCGAUCGAGGUACGGACAUUACGAAUUCGUUGUGAUGUCUUUCGGCUUGACUAACGCUCCUGCAGUAUUCAUGGAUCUGAUGAACAGGGUGUUUAAGGAGUUUCUAGACUCGUUCGUCAUAGUCUUCAUUGACGACAUCCUCAUUUACUCAAAAACUGAGGCUGAGCACGAGGAGCACUUACACCAAGUUCUGGAGACCCUUCGAGCCAACAAGUUGUAUGCCAAGUUCUCCAAGUGUGAAUUCUGGUUAAGGAAGGUGACGUUUCUUGGCCACGUGGUUUCCAGUGAGGGAGUUUCAGUAGAUCCCGCAAAGAUUGAAGCGGUGACCAACUGGACCCGACCGUCCACGGUUAGUGAAAUUCGAAGUUUUCUGGGCUUGGCAGGUUACUACAGGAGGUUCGUGGAAGACUUCUCACGUAUAGCCAGCCCGUUGACCCAGUUGACCAAGAAGGGAACCCCUUUUGUCUGGAGCCCAGCUUGCGAGAGGAGCUUUCAGGAGCUCAAACAGAAGCUAGUGACUGCACCGGUCCUGACAGUGCCCGAUGGUUCGGGAAACUUUGUAAUCUAUAGUGACGCCUCCAAGAAGGGACUAGGUUGUGUCCUGAUGCAGCAGGGUAAGGUAGUUGCUUAUGCCUCCCGCCAGUUGAAGAUCCAUGAGCAGAACUACCCUACCCAUGACUUGGAGUUGGCAGCUGUAGUCUUUGCACUGAAGAUAUGGAGGCACUAUCUGUACGGUGAGAAGAUUCAGAUUUACACCGAUCAUAAGAGCCUGAAGUACUUCUUCACCCAGAAGGAGUUGAACAUGAGGCAGAGGAGGUGGCUUGAGUUGGUGAAAGACUACGACUGCGAGAUCCUAUACCACCCAGGUAAAGCGAAUGUAGUGGCUGAUGCGCUAAGUAGGAAAGUUGCACAUUCAGCAGCGCUAAUCACCAAGCAGACCCCCUUACUCAGGGACUUUGAGAGGGCAGAGAUUGCAGUCUCAGUAGGUGAGGUUACCGCACAGUUGGCUCAGUUGACAGUCCAGCCAACCUUGAGGCAAAAGAUCAUUGCUGCUCAGCUGAAUGAUCCUUAUCUGGCAGAGAAGCGUCGCGUGGUAGAGACAGAGCAAGGUGAAGGCUUCUCCAUAUCCUCUGACGAUGGCCUUAUGUUUGAAGGACGCCUCUGUGUGCCGGAAGACAGCGCAGUUAAGACGGAGCUUUUGACUGAGGCUCACAGUUCCCCGUUUACCAUGCACCCUGGGAGUACGAAGAUGUACCAGGACUUAAGGAGUGUCUAUUGGUGGAGGGGCAUGAAGAGGGAUGUGGCAGACUUUGUCAGUAGAUGCUUGGUGUGCCAGCAGGUGAAGGCACCUAGGCAGCAUCCAGCAGGGUUGUUGCAACCCUUGAGUGUGCCAGGGUGGAAGUGGGAGAGUGUGUCGAUGGAUUUUAUUACGGGACUGCCCAAGACCCUAAGGGGCUACACGGUGAUCUGGGUCGUGGUCGACAGACUCACGAAGUCGGCCCAUUUCGUGCCAGGGAAAUCCACUUACACUGCCAGUAAGUGGGGGCAGCUAUAUAUGACAGAGAUUGUGAGACUACAUGGAGUACCCGUAUCCAUCAUUUCAGACAGAGACGCCCGUUUCACAUCGAAGUUCUGGAAAGGACUUCAACUUGCAUUAGGUACAAGGUUGGACUUCAGCACGGCAUUCCACCCUCAGACUGAUGGUCAGACAGAGAGAUUGAACCAGAUUUUAGAAGACAUGCUGCGAGCCUGCGUACUAGAGUUUUCAGGAAGUUGGGACUCCCAUCUGCAUCUGAUGGAGUUUGCCUAUAACAACAGCUACCAGGCUACUAUCGGUAUGGCACCGUUCGAGGCUCUGUAUGGCAAGUGCUGUAGAUCCCCUGUCUGCUGGGGCGAGGUUGGAGAGCAGAGGAUGCUAGGCCCCGAGUUAGUACAGACGACCAACGCAGCCAUACAGAAGAUCCGAGCUCGUAUGCUGACAGCCCAGAGCAGACAGAAGAGUUACGCUGAUGUACGACGUAAGGACCUCGAGUUUAAAGUGGGAGAUAUGGUCUUUCUGAAGGUAGUGCCUAUGAAGGGUGUUCUGAGGUUCGCGAAGAAGGGGAAGCUGAGCCCACGCUUCGUAGGGCCGUUCGAGAUAUUGGAGCGGAUUGGCCCCGUGGCUUACCGCUUGGCGCUACCCCCAUCGUUUGCUGCAGUGCACGACGUAUUCCAUAUCUCCAUGCUGAGGAAAUAUGUCGCAGACCCAACACAUGUGGUGGACUUCGAGCCACUGCAGGUUAGCGAGAACCUGAGCUACGAGGAGCAGCCUGUCGAGGUCCUGGCAAGGGAGGUCAAGAAGCUUCGCAGUCGAGAAAUCCCACUGGUUAAAAUCCUUUGGCAAAACCAUGGAGUGGAAAGAAGAUCAAGAUCAAGAUCAAAAUCAAGAUCGAGAAAGAAGGUUAUUAGUUGGAUGAUGUUGUUAAUAAUAAUGUUAUUGAUGAAUGAAGAAGAUGAGUUAUUGAUGAUUUGCUGCAAUGCUUCUUCACCAAUUGCUACCAACAAACAACAACAACAACAACAACAACAACAAGAAUCUGCGUUGUUCAAAUUGAAGCCUAAAAAUGGUAAUAAUUAUUACUACGGCCAUUUCUUUGGUUUCUUGCCAAGAAGAAUCCCCAUUCCUGCCUCUGGUCCUUCAAGAAAACACAAUGAUAUUGGCUUAAGAAGUUGGAGAUCCCCUUGA
Molecule: messenger RNA, 5320 nt
Organism: Cucumis melo (muskmelon)
Lineage: Eukaryota; Viridiplantae; Streptophyta; Magnoliopsida; Cucurbitales; Cucurbitaceae
Product: transposon Tf2-1 polyprotein
Exons: 5
Coding region: 452-5320 (1622 amino acids)
Biological process (GO): proteolysis; DNA integration
Molecular function (GO): aspartic-type endopeptidase activity; zinc ion binding; nucleic acid binding
Source: RefSeq, a predicted model, not a curated record